AUUCAAUGUCCGCAUUGGAAUGCGACAUACUACUUUGUAAUGACUUAUUCUAUCAAUGAUUCAAUAUCCCUAAGGAGGUCUAUGACGAUUCGGUGGUAUUCAAAGUUAUCUAAAGUUCCCUACCUUUGGUACUCAUGACUGCGGAGUGGGACCAAUAGUCCGCCGUACCUCGGCCCCCUUAGUCUGGUGUUCACCCUUCAUCGUCCACAAGGUAGAUGCAUAUGAAAAGCAAACUCGCUGUAACCUAAUCCAUUUAAUAGCAAUUGCAUUUCCAUCCCAUCUACAUAAUGACCAGUAUCCUCUCCUACCUACCCCCUUUCGAGGGUCUUCUGCCCAAAUGGCUCGUCUUGGUCUCCGUCGUCUCUGCAAUCAACAGCCUCCAAUGCUACCGCUCGGACAGCUACGCCGCAGAGCUCUACAAUGCCAGAACCGCUGAUGGCCGCUCGUUCGUAACCCCUCUGUCCUCCCGCACCUUUGGCACCUGGACCUUCCUUUCGGCCGUCGUCCGGAUGUACGCGGCCUACAAUAUCACCACUCCCGCUGUAUACGACCUUGCAAUCUGGAGCUUUGGCCUUGCCCUUGUCCACUUUGUCGGCGAGUGGUUGGCUUUCGGUAGUGCGCAGCUCAAGGGGCGGUUCGUGAGCCCGUUGAUUGUUGCGUCGUCGACGUUGACCUGGAUGUUGACGCAGAGGGAAGCUUAUCUCUCUGCGUAGAGUCUAAAUGAGGUUCCUCGGUCUUGACGACAUUCUCAAUGGACAUGGAUAUCUCAUCUACAACUUUUUUGGGUUUGCUGUACUGUCUCGGCGGCUCGGUACUAAGCUGACCGAGGUCGAGACCGGAUCCGUCCUUCCCAAGACAGGAUAUGGGUAUUCCUAGCACUAACCUAAUUAUCUAUACAAAAGUUGGUUCCUCUGACUCGCCUCAUGCGUCCAUCUUCUUCCUGUACAAC
Aspergillus novofumigatus IBT 16806 is the source of this 949-nucleotide messenger RNA. Its product is annotated as Erg28 family protein. Gene Ontology annotation, molecular function: protein-macromolecule adaptor activity. NCBI's taxonomy places the organism in Eukaryota, Fungi, Ascomycota, Eurotiomycetes, Eurotiales, Aspergillaceae. Bases 288 to 713 code for a protein of 141 amino acids. The transcript has 2 exons. The record is from RefSeq and is a predicted model, not a curated record. Gene Ontology annotation, cellular component: endoplasmic reticulum; membrane.